Rotaria sp. Silwood1 is the source of this 780-nucleotide messenger RNA. The record is from the annotation of a GenBank genome assembly. Lineage: Eukaryota; Metazoa; Rotifera; Eurotatoria; Philodinida; Philodinidae.
AUGGAUAGUGAAUUUGCAAAGCAUGAUUCCAAAGUUUGUUGUCUUGAAUGUUACAAUGAACAUUUUGCACCGAAAUGUAUACAAUGCCUCAAAGCAAUUUCAAAUGGAAAAUUGAUUAGUUACGAUGAAAAAAAUUAUCAUCCAGAUUGUUUUCGAUGUGGUCACUGUAAUAAAAUUAUAAUUGAUAUGGAAUUUCCAACACACAAUUCGAAACCUUAUUGUAUUCAAUGUUAUAAUCAAUAUUUUGCACCUCAAUGUACACAAUGCUUCAAAGCAAUAUCUAUUGGAAAAUCGAUAAUUUACAAUGAAAGAAAUUAUCAUCCAGAUUGUUUUCGUUGUGGUCAAUGUAAUAAAAUAAUAACUGAUUCAAAAUUUAACAUAGAAAAUUCAAAGCCUUGUUGUACUCAAUGUUACAACGAAUAUUUUGCACCACGUUGUGGACAAUGUUUAAAAGUAAUAUCUGUUGGAAGAUCAAUUAUCUUUGAUAAAAAAACAUAUCAUCCAGAUUGUUUUCGUUGUGGUCAAUGUCAUAAAAUAAUGACUGAUUCAAAAUUUCAUGUAGAAAAUUGCAAGCCUUGUUGUAUUCAAUGUUAUAAUGAAUAUUUUAAACCACAAUGUUCAAAGUGUUUAAGACCAAUAAAUGAUAAAUAUACAACAUUUCAAGGAAAAAAUUUUCACAUUGAUUGUUUCGUUUGUGUUAAAUGUCAUCGUAUAAUUAAUAAGGGUGAAAAUUUUUGCAGUGAUCAAUACGGUGUUCUAUGUUCAAUAUGUUCAAUAUGA